This is a messenger RNA of Ipomoea triloba (trilobed morning glory), 1534 nucleotides long. RefSeq lists its product as uncharacterized. The record is from RefSeq and is a predicted model, not a curated record. The transcript is spliced from 3 exons. Lineage: Eukaryota; Viridiplantae; Streptophyta; Magnoliopsida; Solanales; Convolvulaceae. Bases 909 to 1286 code for a protein of 125 amino acids.
GUACAUUAGUUGUUUGGGUAUAGCAGCAGUAGCUUAGUUUCAAAGAUGGAAAAGCAAAAGGCUUCUUUCAUGGUAGCUCUUCUAGUCAUCCUACUUUGUUCAUCAUCUUCUUUAACAUCAUGUUCAAACACAGAAGAAGUUGAAAGUAUGGUUGAGCUUGAGCUAGGCACCACCGCAACCACUCUUACUACCACCACCGUCUCAGACAUUCGACAGGUCGAUGCCUGCAGGACUAAGAAGUGCAACAUAACAUGCGACACCAAUGCUCAGUGCCAAACCAAAAAUUGUCCGAGUAGUUGUCCCUCCUGCAACAAAGUUGGCUUCCCCAAUGAACAGAAAAGAUGUGGCCCUCGACCAAACGAUGUUGGACUCCUUGAAUUACCUGUAACUCGUCAAGAGAAUGCUUUGGUAAUAUAGGUUGCGCCUAGCUAGAGAACUAAUAAGGUUACAUUGGAAACCUUGACCGACUUCUUGGAGUGUUUGUGGUGUUGUUUUUAAGGUGUAGUAGUAAGUACUAUACGUUGUAUUUGAUUUGUGGCAUUAAAUUAAAGAAGUGUUAAUUAAAUCUCUACCAGCACGUUUGGUUCACAGUAAAACAUAGAAUAUAGAACAUUUCUAAGAAUAGACACAUGUUAUUUGAUAAGUAAUGUUCACUCACUCAAACAUAGUAACUUUUUUCGGACGAAAAUAAUAUGCUCCUAAAAUUAUAGUAAUGCACUUAUAUUUUUCCAACUUUUAUUACAUAUAAUAAUAUAAUAAUAUAUGAAUGUGAAGUCGCUGCAUAUUCUUCUGAUCUGAUCGAAAGUUGAAAAUGUUUCAUUCUCUUUCUCUUGUUAUUAUUGUUUUCUUUUGGCAUACGUAUUUGACCAACAUAGGACCCAACGUUGUACCUAUAAAUAUCAAGAGCCAUGAGUUAUGAGAAACCAAUUUGUAGUUGUUUACAGAUCAUCAGAUCAGAGAUGGAAAAGAAAAGGGCUCCAUUCAUGCUAGCAUUUCUAGCCAUCUUGCUGUGUUCUUCAUCUUCUUCAAUACUAUGCUCAAACAUCGAAGCUGAAGACAUGGCUGAGCUUGAGCUUGGCAACGCCGCCGCCGCCACCACCUCCUCCGACGCGCCGCCGCUGAUCAACUCCUGCAAUCAGGUAUGCAUAACAAAUGCUGAUUGUAAAGAUAUUGAGUGUCCAUCUUGUAACCACAAUCCAGCCUCAAAUAAAAAAGAAUGUGGCCCCAUUGGGCGUAUCAAGCUAUGGGCAACACACGAUGAAGAGAAUAUUCGGGUAUAUCAAUGAAUGAAAUUCACAACAUAAUCAAGAAAGUUAUACCUGAAAUAUCAAAUUUAUGAUUAUCAAGACAACUGUCCAGAUCAACUAAUUCUGCUGGAGUUGGCCUUAUAAUAUAAUAUGUUUUUAAUUAUAUAGUCUCAUUAUGUUAUGGUAUAUCUUGGUAGCUAGGUAUAUAUUCUUUGUAGCUAGCUAUUUCGCCAUCCCAAUUUAUGUAUCUAAUUUGAUUAAUGAGACUUGGUUCGAGUUAUUUAUAA